Messenger RNA from Gamsiella multidivaricata, 1815 nucleotides. RefSeq lists its product as uncharacterized. Lineage: Eukaryota; Fungi; Mortierellomycota; Mortierellomycetes; Mortierellales; Mortierellaceae. Gene Ontology annotation, molecular function: RNA binding. The record is from RefSeq and is a predicted model, not a curated record. Gene Ontology annotation, biological process: mRNA 5'-splice site recognition; RNA processing. The transcript is spliced from 5 exons. Bases 161 to 1765 code for a protein of 534 amino acids.
GCUCGCUAUCGCAAAAUGUACGCGUACGUUUGCUCGAUCACAGAUUCAGUGCACUGUCCACAUCGUAAAUCCUAUUGGCCCCUAUAUUGAUGGCCCCGCAUCUUCGUAGACUAUGUUCCCACUCUGUGUGAGACAGAAGGAAAAGCUGAUCGCGAUCUGAAUGAUUGUGUUUCAAAUAAGGUUGUUCAUCCGCGCUGAAGUCACUUGCGGGGUAUUGAAACCCUUUUGCGUGAGAGUCCGCAGACGACCGCACGGCUCACCCCCACACAAUCCAGUAAUGUGGAACGACCCUGAUCUGGACACCCAUCGCGAUCAACAGGCUCCAUCACAGUACAGGUCCCGCGAGAGACGGAAUCAGGACCGGAAGAAGGAAGACCUGACCGCCUUUGGCUACGAAUCCUUUCUCUUUCAUGCCGACGGCGUUGCAGAGGCGAUCGAGCAGGGACAGCUCCUGAUCACUUGGCAGGGCCAGGAUCCUGCGGACGAAAAUGUACUCUGGCUUGAUAGAUAUGAUGUCAGGAACCUGCUGGAUGAUGAGCGGUCCUUCUCAGGUUCCAGAGAGAUUCGAGACGACAACUUUUUGCAGGAGACAUCCGAUCUCGACGAGAACCGAUAUGAGGACUUGGACUCGGAUGAAGAGCUCCUGUUUGACAUGGAUGAGGACGAGCGAGAGGAACAUUUAGCGCGAAAGAAGGAGGAGAACGAGCAAUCGCAGUUCAAAGGAGUUGGAUAUGAUUAUGAUAAGGACAGCAGCAAGCAGACUGUGGAGUCGAUCUUUCAGCUUCACUUCGAUGUCCCAGAAGGAAUGACAGUGCCCGAUAGUGAAAAGACACUUGCCUUGAUCGAGAGAACUGCAAAGUUUGUCAACAAUAGUUCCGAACCUACAAUGGAGAUCAUUCUGCAAGCAAAGCAGGCGACCAAUCCGAACUUUGCUUUUAUGAGUCGCAGACAUCAUCUCUUCCAGUUCUACAAGCAUGUGCGAUGGCUGAUGCAAACGGGGCUGUAUGAAUCCGCAGAGGAAGUGGAGCUGAGAGAGGCUGAGGAGGCGAAGGCGGAGCAGGAAGAGGAAGCACGUCGCGCUGCCGAAGCAGCGAAGGCUCGCGAGGCUGCCCUUCAUGUUGAUAUUGAAAAAAUCCUGGAAAAGACCAUUGAGUUCUUGAGCGGUAUGGAUUCUGUGGUAUUUGAGGAAAAACUCUUGUCGUUGGACGAUCCAAGAUUUGAAUUCAUGAAGCCAAACCACGCCUGGCACGAGCACUACAUCAGCAAGCGACGUGAGGCGACGGAGGUACAGGCUCGAUAUAAGAUGACUAGUGAGUUGAAUCCCAGUGUGCAGUUUCGGGCACAGUUGGAGAUGCAGGAUCAGAUAAUGCAAGGACAAGAUGAUACCAACACAGAGGUGAAGCAAGGAUCGCCCCCAUCGCCAGUCCUUGAAGUGUCGUCACGAGAGGCGAGAGCCGCAGAGAUGCGACGACUGGACCGUUUGCAACGCGUGAGAGAGCUCUUAAGGCAAAGACGUAAGGAGAGUAUAGUAGAGAGUGCAAGUGAACCUAAUUCAUCAAUGCCUAAGGCCGAGCUAAGGGAUUAUGCUGAGGAUAAGCCAUCCAGAUCAAGAUCAAGAUCAAGGUCAAGUUCAAGCUCAAGUUCAAGCUCAAGUUCAAGUUCAAGCUCAAGCUCAAGGUCGAGAUCAAGGCCAGAGUCUAGAUCGAGGUCGAGGACGGCAUCUCCCAGCUCCUGUGCGCGAAAGCGUGUCCGUACAUGUAUAUGAUACUGCAUAAGAUUGCAGCUGUCCAACAGUAUUAAAGAAAUUCGAGAACA